GUAUUUUACGAAGAAAGGGAAUGUUGUUUUCAAAUGAUGAAAUAAAUAGCUUUCCUUAUAAGCUCAAAAACGCGUACGCGUGUUUCAAUCAAGCUGUAACAAAGACACCAACGUUACCUUCUUCAUUUUCUUUUAAAUUCACCACAUUAUCUUCACAAUUUUUUCACAAGAUCAGAAAUACCAAGAGGAAAAAAUUAUUGAAACUCUUUUUCUUCGACGAUCGUUGAUUAAAGAUGUGUUGUCCGGGCAAAGUGUGCAUGUUAUGCGUAUGCUUGAUUCUGGUUGUGAUCACAAUCGGAAUGCUGUUUGGAUUCGGAGUUUUCAAGAAUGGAUUCCACAAGGUCAAAGAUACCGUCCAUUACUCUGAAUCUUACGGAGGAGGAGGAGGAGGAAGGCCGUUCUUGGGUUAUGCGCCACCGCCAUUGUUCUAGUUCAGUAUUGUUCUCUUCUUAUUUUCGUUGUUCAUGCAUGGACGAGUUUGUUUUUUGUUUUAAUAAAUUAUGACUUGUUAGAAUUGGUAUUUGUAAUUACUCGUUUAUUGGGAUUCAUGUUCAUAUUUUGUUUAAAUUAAUUCUCCUAGUGAUUACUGCUAUUAUACUGUUUUUUGUCAUUUAAAAACAAAUUGUUGGGUUAUCCUUGACAUUUGACAACGUAGAAUUGUUGAAAUUAUUAUGAGA
Medicago truncatula (barrel medic) is the source of this 677-nucleotide messenger RNA. RefSeq lists its product as uncharacterized. The record is from RefSeq and is a predicted model, not a curated record. The transcript has a single exon. The coding region runs from base 234 to 431 and encodes 65 amino acids. Lineage: Eukaryota; Viridiplantae; Streptophyta; Magnoliopsida; Fabales; Fabaceae.